AUUUUUCAGGCGUGUUUGAUUAGGAAUGGAGCUAAACUCUGCAGGACAGUGCAGUGGCCCUCCAGGACUGAAAUUGCCCAUCCCUGGUUUAGAAGGUUACGGGUAUAGCUCUUCUCCAGGCGGACUUUCAUCCUCGAAAAACGAAAGAGAAAAAAGAAAGACAAAAACAGCAGGAAUACUACGCGUUCUGCCAUGCAGUGUGUCUCAGCUCCUCUCAGCCAGAGAGCAUAGAGACUCCUUCUUUGUACGAGACGUGGAGCUCAACCAGGUGACUGUGGUGGGUUUGAUCAGAAGAUCCAAACCAAAGCUGACACAUCUUGUUUACUCUCUGGAUGAUAUGACUGGCCCCCCUCUAGAAGUCAUACAGUGGGUGAAUCUUGAGGAUGUCAAUAUGAAUCAUUGUGUUAUUUCGCCUGGGUCAUAUGUCAAAGUAGUGGGAAGCCUACGCUCCUUUCAGCACCACAGGUCCAUGGUAGCUUUCAACAUUCGCUGUCUGGAAGACUUUAAUGAGAUCACUUCGCACAUGUUGGAGGUGAUACAGGCCCAUCUGCAUAGUGAUAGCAGCUCAUAUAGCAGGAUGAAGAAUGAGACCUCAACUAUAAUAAACACAUCAUCACAUGCAAGUGACCCAGCCACCAUUGGUUUUACAGCCAAUCAGAGGCAGGUAUUUACUUUGAUUAAGAGCUGUCCUUUGGCCGAGGGCAUCAGUAUGGAGUGCUUGAGGAAGUCGCUCAAAUAUCUCUCCCUCUAUGACAUCAGGACUUGCCUGCAGUUUCUUAUAAACGAAGGGCACAUUUUCUCCACAAUUGAUGACUUCCAUUUCAAGUCUACUAAUUUCUAAAGUAAUUUGGUGGUUUGAAGACACAGUCUUUAAAAAUGCCAUCAUAUUUUUUUGUAUCGAGUGGACAGUUUAAAUGACAAUUAAAAAAAAAAGCCUGCCCUUGUAUAUUUCAGUUGUUUACAUAGUUAGAAAAUGAUUUGUAAAUUAAUAAUCUAGAAUGCAUUUGUUUUUGGUGAUUUGUGUUGUUUUGACUAUUGCUCUUGCAGAUGUUUGAAAUUGUGUUUAAAUAUAUAACUUGCAUAGUAACUUGUGUGUUGUUCUUACUCACAAUUUGUUGUAUUGUUUCUCUGGAUAGUUGGGAUAAUAAUAAAGAAAACUUGCAAUUAUUUUUGGCUUGUUUAUGUAUAUAUAAAAUUGUUUAAAUUG
This is a messenger RNA of Ictalurus furcatus (blue catfish), 1207 nucleotides long. Its product is annotated as replication protein A 32 kDa subunit-like. Gene Ontology annotation, biological process: double-strand break repair via homologous recombination; nucleotide-excision repair; DNA replication. The transcript is spliced from 9 exons. The coding region runs from base 26 to 841 and encodes 271 amino acids. Lineage: Eukaryota; Metazoa; Chordata; Actinopteri; Siluriformes; Ictaluridae. Gene Ontology annotation, cellular component: chromosome, telomeric region; site of double-strand break; nucleus. Gene Ontology annotation, molecular function: DNA binding. The record is from RefSeq and is a predicted model, not a curated record.